AACAAUGAAGAAGCUCGGGGCCAGAAGUGCCGCGGCCGCCGGGCGGGAAACAACGUGACAACGUCAUUUGCUUUCUCACCCAUCGCCAGAUUCUCUCGUUCAGACUUGCCUCUCUUCUCGGCUUCUCAGUAUUCAAUCUCACCGGCUUAUCCCUUGACAUUUGUUUGUCUGGGGGCAUACGCACUAUCUCCGCGCAAGUCGGUCGAACUUCGUGGUCUUUACACCUCACCGGGAACCUACUCUUAGUUGAAUUUCGACCUAUUCCUCACACUCUCCCUCUACAUUGCACCGAUCUCUAGCCCACCAUGUUGUCGCUUCUGUGGACGGUCUUCUUCAUUCAUGUCGCCAUUUAUUUGGUGAACACCAUUGGUGCCAGCACCAUUGAUAACUUGCUAUGGCUCCUCUACCUGAAAGUCCCGACGCCCACGGCGAAGAAAGCCAGAGAACAAAACCGACUGAAGCGCGAGGUCGUCCAGCUAAAGCGGGACAUGAACAACACCAGCUCCCAGGAUGAGUUUGCGAAAUGGGCAAAGCUUCGACGACGACACGACAAGACGAUGGAGGAAUAUGAAUCAAUCAACAAGCAACUCGUUUCGCAGAAAUCCUCCUUCGAUUGGGCCGUUAAAAUCGCCCGUUGGCUCGGUACAUCCGGUCUCAAGCUCUUCCUGCAGUUCUGGUACUCGAAAACGCCCGUCUUCAUGCUGCCGGAGGGUUGGCUUCCAUACUACGUGGCGUGGGUUCUGUCGUUUCCCCGCGCACCGCUCGGGUCGGUGAGCAUCCAGAUUUGGAGUAACGUGUGUGCGACGGCAAUUACGACCAUGGCGGAGGUGGUUACGGCGGUGUUGCUGCAGAGAGGCGGAGUGACGGGCCCUGUUCCUGCUGCGGAGGCUGAAAAGAAGGCGCAAUGAGUUAUGCAUGCAUGUUUAGCUACGUGGAGUUGGAUAUAAAAUAAGAUGGCUCUUCUUUCCCCUCG
This is a messenger RNA of Aspergillus ibericus CBS 121593, 973 nucleotides long. Its product is annotated as guided entry of tail-anchored proteins factor 1. The record is from RefSeq and is a predicted model, not a curated record. The coding region runs from base 306 to 908 and encodes 200 amino acids. The transcript is spliced from 3 exons. Gene Ontology annotation, cellular component: GET complex. NCBI's taxonomy places the organism in Eukaryota, Fungi, Ascomycota, Eurotiomycetes, Eurotiales, Aspergillaceae. Gene Ontology annotation, biological process: tail-anchored membrane protein insertion into ER membrane.